Emiliania huxleyi CCMP1516 is the source of this 620-nucleotide messenger RNA. RefSeq lists its product as hypothetical. The transcript has 5 exons. The coding region runs from base 1 to 546 and encodes 181 amino acids. The record is from RefSeq and is a predicted model, not a curated record. NCBI's taxonomy places the organism in Eukaryota, Haptophyta, Isochrysidales, Noelaerhabdaceae.
AUGCCAUCCGCACCGCCGGCGACGCGGGCUGCAGGCGCCAAGCUGGUCGGCACAUGGCUGCGUGUCAAGCCGGCGCUGCGCACGGAGGCUGCGGAGCUGCUGCAGCGCUGGCGCUCCUCGCUGCCUCCGGGGGGGAGGCUGCUGGGGGUGCCUUUGCCGGCGGCGGAGGCGGGGAGCGCCGCUACCCUGGCGCUGACUCCCGUGGCGUUGGCCGCGGUGCCGAGCUGGCCGAGUCCAGCGGUUGCGCCGGAGGUGGCGGCGGUGACGCCGGCGGCGGGGUCGUUGCCGCGCUACAAGGUGGUCGCUGGCGGCGGCUGCGACGCGCGUGCCUCCCUCCCCUUGCGGCUGCUCUCGCGGGAUGAGUGCUUCGCGUACGCACAGACGAUGCGGCUGACCCACAUCGGCUCCACCACGGACGAGGCCGAGUUCCCCGGGUGCGUGGUGUGGCAGGAAAAGCACGUCGAGUUCAACGAGCGCGGGAGCGCGGCCGCCGGGUGCGAGUCGGUUGAGCGCAACCACGGCCGCUGUGUGUGCGCAGAGGUGUGACUGUGACGUACCAUAGCAUUGGGACAGUGUGUGUAUGAUCAGAGUAGAGAUGUUUUGUUUUCUUUGUUUAUAUC